Molecule: messenger RNA, 878 nt
Organism: Hylaeus volcanicus
Lineage: Eukaryota; Metazoa; Arthropoda; Insecta; Hymenoptera; Colletidae
Gene: ND-18
Product: NADH dehydrogenase [ubiquinone] iron-sulfur protein 4, mitochondrial
Exons: 3
Coding region: 103-669 (188 amino acids)
Biological process (GO): electron transport chain
Source: RefSeq, a predicted model, not a curated record
AUAAUGCUCCAUCGAAGAUGCAUGUAUAUAUGGUCGAAGAUAUUACACAUAUAGAGUAUAGAGCAGUAUAGAAUACUCUGUGUUCGAGUUUGGACAUAUAAAAUGGCACUUCGUUCUUUACCCUUUUUACGAAUAAACGGUGAUUUUAGAAAUUGUUAUGGAUUGUCUAAAAGACUGCUCUCGAGUUCAAGUAAGGAAACGAAAGAAGAUGCAGUGCCAUCGGUAAUCCGGAAAAGUGUUAAAGAUCUUUUAAUGAACAAGGAGGAACAAUUGUAUCAAGAAGCUACGAAAGGUACUAUUACAGUAUCUUCGGUCGAAGACGUUGGGUUGGUCUCGGGUGUUCCAGAGGAUCAUAUAAAAACUCGUAGAGUUCGCAUAUUUUGCCCUGCGAAAAGUGCUAUGCAAUCUGGCACGAAUAACAUUCAUUUCUGGCAGAUAGACUUCGAUACGCGCGAGCGUUGGGAGAAUCCACUAAUGGGAUGGACUUCUACAGGAGAUCCCAUGUCUAACAUCAAAGUGGAAUUUGCAUCAGAAACAGAAGCUAUUGCGCACUGUGAAAAAAUGGGUUGGGAAUACUAUAUUCAAAAACCUAAUGUCAAUAAUCCUAAACCUCGUAGUUAUGGUACCAAUUUUGCAUGGAAUAAGCGCACUAGAGUGUCCACUAAAUAAAGAAUAGUUGAUCAAUAGAAGAUAACAUAGCUCUGUAUAUAGGUGUAUCAUUUGUCAAAUGAUAAUAAAGUUAUAUGUAUAUAGAGUGAUUUUUACAAAAACGUGUUUACAGAACAUAUAAGGAUUUAGUAGUUUAUUUUAAAUUAAUACAAACGGAGUGUUACCAUGUUUGAAUUAAUUUUUUCAAUAAAUUUCCCUAUUUAACUUUA